Molecule: messenger RNA, 3290 nt
Organism: Suillus plorans
Lineage: Eukaryota; Fungi; Basidiomycota; Agaricomycetes; Boletales; Suillaceae
Exons: 14
Coding region: 1-3075 (1024 amino acids)
Molecular function (GO): protein binding
Source: RefSeq, a predicted model, not a curated record
AUGGAAUCCAAGCAAGAGGAUUGCAUCGCAAAGUUCCAGGGUCACUUUGCGUAUGAAGCAUGGAAUCAGGCAUUAGCGUGGACACCCGAUGGCAAACAGCUUCUUUCGGCUGGUACUCAUGUUGUCCACCAUAAGGAUCUGGGAUUCGUCGACCUGGAAGCAGGUCGGGUGUGUUGCGUCGCCUUCUCCAUGGAUGGCAAGUACAUCCUGAGUGGAGGAAAGAUCAUAUUAUCUCAAGUGGGCAGUACCUUCGCUAGAGGAUGUUCUCAGGACCAGGCAACAGAUGAAGACACUUUGAAGGAACAUGCGGCAAAUAAUGUGAGUUCUUGUUCUUUGCUCGUCUCCUUGCUUAUUGAUCCUCAAUCUCGAUGCCAAUGCUCAAACCCUGAUUGCGAGAUCCUCGCCAUCAACACGACGGCCCGCGAUGCAUGCAUAGCCGGAGACUUGCUCACUGCUGACAAACUGUUAACACAAGAUAUCGCCGCCGAUGACAAUGACUACAAGUCUCAUGCGAAUCGUUCGUUUGUCAAGGCAAGAAAUUCAGACUGGGACCACGCACUUGAUGACGCGCUCAAAAGCAUCAGUAUCAAGCCAUCCUUGAUGGGCUGUAUAUCCAAGGGCAUCGCCCACUGUGGAAAAAAACAGUUCCGGGACGCGAUGAAAGCAUUUGACAUCGCGUUCAUGCACGUGGAUGCAGACUUGAAUAAAACUCGUCUUCUACUCUUGAUUAAGGCCAUCGCCCUUUUCAAUGCAAAUCAACAUGACGAGGCGAUUCUGCGCGUCCAAGAGCUAGCUACCACUCGUCCUAAUCCAAAUUCUCUUGCCUGUGGUGUCGUGGAAGCUUAUCUACACGUCCAACUGGGAAAGAAUGCAUCACAUGACGCACGUCACAACGAGGCGGCUGGCCACUUCACUGCUGCUGUCAACACUAUUGAUUUCUCGUCUGUGUCGGCCAUCCACUCUAGAUACGAUGUCUUCGUGGUGUUAUUUGGGUGGGAUCUGCGGUCUUUGUGGCGAAAUGCACAUCAGAAUUGGUGCGAUGCGCUCCUUCGGGCAGGUAGACUUCCAGAAGCCAUCAAAGCAUACCGAUACAUGAUGGAUAGGGCUGAUGAGGCUACAAAAGCACGCUGCCUUGAUUGGUCCACUGGCGAGUCUUCUCGAUGUAAACCUCAUUUCAAGCAAGAUUGCAAUGUUGUCUAUGCUGCUGAUGGAGUGACUGACCUCGCUGUGGGCGGAGAUGAAGCCCUCGCUGCGGGUAAUUACGACAAGGCUAUCGAGCUUUACUCCGCAGCGAUCGAUCUCGACUUUGCAACCCAUACCACCUUUGCAAACCGCAGUAAAGCGAGGUCGGGAAAAAUGCUAUGGAACGAUGCACUCCUCGAUGCGGAAAAGGUCAUUGAACUCGACCCUUCAUCUUACUUUGGAUAUCAGUUGAAGCAUGCGGUGCUUCAUGGCGCACAUAGAUAUGAUGAAGCCAUCGAGGCGCUCUCAACCAUGCUCUCCAAGUUGGAAAGUGCUCCCGAUACAGAAACAAGAAACUUGCGCCAACAGUCAGCUCGACAACACCCCGCACCGUCUAAUCAACACCUCCACUGGGCGCUUAUGCAACCGCGAGGCACAGAUCAAUGCCUUCAGAACAAGCACAGUGUACAAAGAACUUUUGUCAUCCACCACGAAACAUCCGGACUUUCAAAUGGAGCGCAUCAAGAUGUGGUGUCGACGUACUUCCGUUAUGUCAUGCUAUCGCAUAGGUGGGAAGUGACGGAGCCAUCACUGCAUGACAUCCAGAACAAGGUGGUGUACGACUUGGAUCCAAUCGGUGGCAUCGCAAAGUUGCAGUCAUUCUGUAGAACUGCUCGUGAUAAAGGGUAUUGUUGGGCAUGGAUUGAUACCUGUUGCAUCGACCAGACUAACAACGUCGAGGUCCAACAAUCGGUCAACUCCAUGUUUCUGGUAUCGCCACUCAGCACUACCAUCAUCUACCUGUCGGAUGUUCCACUUCGUCGCAGUCUGGCACUCGCAGCAGCGCUUGGAAUACGCGAGGAUGGACAGUUCAAGAAUUCUGGCUUCAAUGUUUGUACUCUUUUACCAGAAGGAUUGGUCGUUGAGAUGGGAGAUGUGACGGGAAUAGAUGCACGAACCCUUGUUGCCUUCCGUCCGGGGAUGAGAAACGCCCGGGAGAAACUCCAAUGGGUGUCAGCGCGUGUUACCACGUGGCCGGAAGAUAUUGCAUACUCAUUGUUUGGUAUCUUCGGCGUCAACCUACCUGUCAUUUAUGGCGAGAAGAAGCAAAAGGCGCUCGGGAGGCUCUUGCAGGAGGUCAUAGCUCAGUCGGGCGACAUCAGUGCCCUGGACUGGGUGGGGAAUCAUCUGAAUUCAAUAGCUGUCUACCAGCCGACAUUACUUCAUACAAAGCACCACCACUUCGGUCUCUUUACUGCGAAACACCGAGGCUAUGGAAUCAGCUUCAAAGCUUUAUACCCUUCUCGAUCAGAUGAACGCUCCUCGUUUCGCGAACUGCAGACUGCAUCUGCCUUGCAUAGCAUUUCGUGUCACGGCAGUGAAACGGAGUCAUACUCAGACCAAGAUUCACACAGCACGUAUCAGGUCAAGGCAGACGGUCUUCACGACCUGUCAAUCACCACGGAGGACAAACUUAUUCCAUCUUCGUGGACAUUUUCCACACGGCAGACGUUCUUACUCGUCCGUCCAUGGGAUCGUGAUCUCCUCGAGCUGCCUGAUUUUGCGGAGCUGUUAGGCUUGGCAGCUAGGCUGCCUGACAUUGGAGACGACACGCAGAGCGAGGAAUCCUAUUGGUCUGCGCCUGGGUCUCCAUUGCAGGAUUCACCUGGCGGGUCCCUUGAAGCAGAGAAGCCGGUUGAUUUGGAAUCGGGCGAGCGAGCGUUGCGAUUGAUCGUUCGCCUUGGACAGCGUUUUAGUGCAUUUUUGCUAGCGCAGCAGCGUGGGGGAGAAUACAGAGAGUCGCAUCAGAUCGUGCCAUCAUUGCACAAGUUGACGACACGGCUUUUGCUCAGGACAUGGUGGACGUCAAGAUACUCGAGAUAUUGUAGCUAGCAGCUAUGUGUAUGCAUAUAGAUUUAUUACAGGAUGAUGUCAUGGUGUAGGUAUCUACCGAUUAAACCAUGUAUUUCAAUGCUUCAGGUAGGCAUUUAUACGAACCUUUGUCUACGACAUGCUGUCACUCUGCAAUCCACUUAUUUUCCCCUCGUAAUUCAUCAAGACGAAUAGCCCAGAUGGAUUAUACGGGAAUGGUGAUGGCAACGGGUGCA